GUCAUAUUUAGGAGUAUUGUUUGAGUUGAGUAUUUAUUUAUUAUAUUUAGGAGUAUUGGAUCGAUCCCACGACCCAAGUCCUCUAAGGCUUACUAAUGGACCAACUUGGCCAAAGAGUCUUGGAAGUUUGGCAUGCGGGGAGGAAACCAAAUUAAUAAGUUAUGUUACAAUAAAUACGAGAAAUCAAGAUAUCUCCUUUAUCUCAGCAGUAGAUCGUCACACAGCAGAGAAGUUAGUAGAACACUUUCAGAGGAUCGACAAUGACGAUCGAUUCAAAGUUGCAAUAUUGUAUGGUGGUACCGAUGUGUUUUGUUCUGGUGCCGAUCUCAAAGCAAUGACAUCGCCCGACUCGAGAAAUCGAUUGUCUGAAGAUGGAGAUGCGCCUAUGGGAUUGAGUAGAAUGCUUCUAAAGAAACCGGUGAUUGCUGCGAUCUCUGGAUACUGUGUGGCAGGCGGACUCGAAUUGGCAUGCUGGUGUGACAUGCGCGUCGCCGAAGAAGACGCCGUCUUUGGGGUAUUCUGUCGUCGAUUCGGAGUGCCUCUCAUCGAUGGCGGCACAAUUCGACUUCCGCGACUCAUAGGAAUAUCACGUGCACUCGACCUAAUCCUAACGGGUCGUGCUGUCGAUACAAAAGAAGCUCAUGAAAUAGGAUUGGUAAAUAGAAUUGCACCAAAAGGAAAGGUAUUGGAACACGCUAUUGAUUUGGCAAAGUUAAUUGCAUCGUUCCCUCAGAUGUGUAUGAGAUCCGAUAGGAUCUCUGCAUAUCAACAAUGGGAUCUACCGUUUGACGAAGCUAUAAGAAAUGAAUUCAGAUUAGGAAAUGAAUCGUUAAAGACUGAAGGUUUAAACGGUGCCAAUCUAUUCAAAUCAGGUGUUGGUAAACAUGGUAGUUUCACUCUACCUCAAUCGAAAUUAUAG
Messenger RNA from Heterostelium album PN500, 919 nucleotides. RefSeq names its product enoyl-CoA hydratase. The transcript is spliced from 5 exons. The record is from RefSeq and is a predicted model, not a curated record. The annotation marks the transcript as partial. NCBI's taxonomy places the organism in Eukaryota, Evosea, Eumycetozoa, Acytosteliales, Acytosteliaceae.